This is a messenger RNA of Enterobius vermicularis (human pinworm), 567 nucleotides long. The record is from the annotation of a GenBank genome assembly. Lineage: Eukaryota; Metazoa; Nematoda; Chromadorea; Rhabditida; Oxyuridae.
AUGGAUGCCGAAGUCAAUCGAGAAGGAUUAGACGGUGGUCAGCUAAAUCCUGCAGUGUCUCUUCUGUUAUGGUCGUUUGGCAAAAUAAGUAUUAUGGAAGUUCUAAUUUACAGCUUAGCUCAAACUCUUGGUGCUAUACUCGGUGCUGCAGGAACAUAUAUGCAAUAUUAUGAUGCUAUACAAGCCUAUGACCCGUUGCGGACAGUUGUCGGACCAAAUGCAACUGCCGGUAUCUUUGGUUCUUUUCCUAGUCCAUUUCUCUCAAUGGUUGGAGGAUUCGUUGACCAGACUGUCGGCACAGCAAUAUUGGGUCUUUGUGUCGCUAUUGUGAUUGAUUCUCGAAACAGGAUACCACAUUAUGUCGCCCCAAUGUAUUUCGGAUGUGCAGUCAUGAUGAUUGGCACAGCGUUCGGUCUUAACGUUGGUUAUCCAAUCAAUCCAGCUCGUGACUUCGGACCCAGAUUAUUUACAUUUUUAAUUUAUGGUGGAGCUGUGUUUAGUGAGCCCAACUGUUGUUGGUGGGUAAUACCAAUAAUCGCUCCAUUGUUUGGAGCUGUCUUAGGGGCC